Messenger RNA from Talaromyces proteolyticus, 2454 nucleotides. RefSeq names its product carnitine acetyl transferase. The coding region runs from base 271 to 2109 and encodes 612 amino acids. Gene Ontology annotation, biological process: carnitine metabolic process. Gene Ontology annotation, cellular component: mitochondrion; peroxisome. The transcript has 3 exons. The record is from RefSeq and is a predicted model, not a curated record. Lineage: Eukaryota; Fungi; Ascomycota; Eurotiomycetes; Eurotiales; Trichocomaceae. Gene Ontology annotation, molecular function: carnitine O-acetyltransferase activity.
ACUACACACUACUACAACUAUUUUAUCGCGCUUGUGAUUGUCGAGUUGCUGUUGCUAUUCUUGUCUUUUACUCCUGGUUUUUUAUUAUUAUCCCCUUUCUCCUCACACGUCAGCCACAGUCGAGGGGAUGUUUCUGGCUUCUGCGCGAAGCCGUCUGCUUUCUCCUUCUCUCGGACGUGCUCCUGUUCUACGGCUGUCGAAUCGAACUUCUCCUGUGAGAAAUAUCUGGAUAUUUGAGAAAUUCUUUGCUUACAUCUGCAGAUUCUAGCAAUGGCUCCACAACGUCGAAAGCAGUCAUCUGUUCCGGAGGGCUAUGUUGAGGACCUCUCCAAAGGCAAGAUGCUCCGAUUCGAGGACUCCCUUCCCAAACUCCCAGUGCCCUCUCUAGAAGAGACUGCGCGCCGCUACCUCAAGUCGGUACACCCGCUGCUCUCCGCCGCCGAAUUCGAGCGCACCUCCAAGGCCGUCAACGACUUCAUCAAGCCUGGCGGCCAAGGCGAGACGCUUCAAAAGCGUCUCCUCGCUCGCCGCGACGACCCCAAGAUCAAGAACUGGCUGACCGAGUGGUGGAACCACGCUGCCUACCUGGGAUACCGCGACCCUGUCGUGCCCUACGUCUCAUAUUUCUACUCCUACCGCGAUGACCGUAAGCGUCGUAACCCGGCUGUCCGUGCCGCCGCCAUCACCACCUCCGUUCUCGAUUUCAAGCGCCAGGUCGACGAUGGUUCUCUCGAACCAGAGUAUCUGCGUCGCUUGCCCAUGGCCAUGAGCUCACUGCAGUACAUGUUCAACUGCUCGCGCAUUCCCGCUGAAGGCGCGGAUUACCCGCAGAAAUACUCGGCGCAGGAAAAUCAACAUAUCACUGUUGUCCGCAAAAAUCAGUUCUUCAAGCUCCCCAUCGUCGUUGACGGUAAGCAACUCACCAAUGCCGAGCUUCAGCUUCAAUUCGAGCGUAUCUAUGAACGUGCGGAGCACCCGGUCACCCCCGUCGGUGUCUUGACGGCGGCGAAUCGUGACCACUGGGCUGCCGCCCGUGCGAAGCUGCUCAAUGCCAGCCCGGCCAAUGCCAAAGCGUUAAAGGAGAUUGAGUCUUCGGGCUUUUUGGUCUGUCUGGAUAAUGCCGCCCCGGUUACCCUGGAGGAACGCGCUCAUCAAUACUGGCAUGGUGAUGGUUGCAACCGCUGGUUCGACAAGCCAUUGCAGUUCAUCAUUAAUGACAACGGUACUGCCGGCUUUACUGGCGAGCACAGCAUGAUGGACGGCACGCCUACACAGCGUGUGAACGAUUAUGUCAACAAUCUCAUUUUCAACAACAAGCUCGACUACGACAACACCUCCGUCCGCUCCACCCUCUCGGCCCCGGUUCCCAUUAACUUCGAGCUCAACGCCGAGACUGAGCAAUCCAUCAACGAAGCCCUCCAAGAACAUCGCUCGCAAAUCGCCGCACACGAACUCCGCGUGCAAGCCUUCCAAGCAUACGGCAAGGGCCUGAUCAAGAAAUUCAAAUGCAGCCCGGACGCCUACGUGCAGAUGAUCAUCCAACUCGCCUACUUCAAAAUGUACGGCGUCAACCGACCAACCUAUGAGUCCGCGACCACACGCAAAUUUCAAGAAGGCCGUACCGAAACCACCCGCACAGUCUCCGACGAAAGCACCGCGUUUGUUCGCGCCUCACAAGACCCGACCGUUCCCCGUGAACAAGUCGUCAAACUAUUCCGUGCUGCUCUCGCCCAGCACACCAAAUACACCCUCGAAGCCAGCGACGGCCACGGCGUCGACCGCCACUUGUUCGGCCUGAAGAAGUCGCUGAAGGAAGGCGAGCCGCUACCUGAAAUCUUCCAGGACCCUGUCUAUACUUACAGUGGCUCUUGGUACCUCUCCACCUCCCAGUUGAGUUCAGAAUACUUUAACGGAUACGGCUGGAGCCAGGUCAUCGACGACGGAUUCGGAAUUGCGUAUAUGAUUAACGAGGAUAGCCUCCAAUUCAAUGUCGUCUGCAAACGUCUUGGCGCCGAGCGUAUGAGCUUCUAUCUCAAUGAAGCAGCAAUCGACCUCCGCGACUUGCUGAUGCCCGAUCUGUUGGCGGAGAAGGAGAAGGCGAAGCUGUAAAAGUCUUCGAACUGAGUAUCAGUGUGAUAAAUGAUGGCUUGAUUUAGAUUAGAAGUUGAAGUUGUGUUGAUACCAUUCCUGCAGAUGUGCAGGAUAUAUAUUAUACAUUGUAGUUGUAUUUCGGACGAACUUGGUAUAGAUUGAUAUACUUAAAAACUUCCUAUUGACAGAGGUAACGCAUCCUUCUUCCGUCCUGUCUAUCAAAAUCCUCCUCCCUCAUCCAUCUCCAGCUGGGCCUGGAGAGAGAAUCGACAUUCUUGCAAGAGUGUGUCCUAAACCGUUGUGUAUUCAUCCAUGAUGUACUGUUGUAAAAUUGUAGUCCUUUUCUCCAUACCAGGGACGUAU